Messenger RNA from Diatraea saccharalis (sugarcane borer), 1551 nucleotides. Lineage: Eukaryota; Metazoa; Arthropoda; Insecta; Lepidoptera; Crambidae. The record is from the annotation of a GenBank genome assembly.
AUGUUCGGGGCAGUAAGUAAAGUUGGUAGUGGCUUCUUAGCUGCAAAAACAGUUGCCGAAAAAGCCCUGACAGAAUGUGGAAAAAUUGCUGCUGUUUCUGCCACCUCCCAAAGGGAUUACGCAGCGAAGGCUUCAGGAAAAGGGCAAGGUAAGGUGGUCGCUGUUAUCGGUGCCGUCGUAGACGUCCAAUUUGAAGAUGCUCUUCCGCCUAUUCUUAAUGCCUUGGAAGUCCAAAAUCGAUCACCUCGUUUAGUAUUAGAAGUAGCGCAGCACUUGGGAGAGAAUACUGUCCGCACCAUUGCUAUGGAUGGUACCGAGGGUUUGGUCCGCGGCCAGCCUGUGCAUGACUCGGGAUCGCCCAUCCGUAUCCCCGUAGGCGCGGAGACCCUCGGUCGUAUCAUCAAUGUCAUUGGCGAACCUAUCGAUGAACGUGGACCUAUUCCAACAGACAAAACCGCGGCUAUCCAUGCCGAGGCCCCAGAGUUUGUGGAAAUGUCUGUACAACAGGAAAUCUUGGUUACUGGUAUCAAAGUUGUAGACCUGUUGGCUCCAUAUGCCAAAGGAGGUAAAAUUGGUCUUUUCGGCGGUGCUGGUGUAGGCAAGACUGUAUUGAUCAUGGAACUUAUCAAUAAUGUUGCAAAGGCUCAUGGUGGUUACUCUGUAUUUGCUGGAGUAGGUGAGCGUACCCGUGAAGGCAAUGAUUUAUAUCAUGAAAUGAUUGAGUCUGGUGUAAUUUCCCUGAAGGACAAGACAUCCAAAGUAGCUCUUGUAUAUGGGCAAAUGAAUGAGCCCCCAGGUGCCCGCGCCCGUGUAGCUCUUACUGGAUUGACUGUAGCAGAAUAUUUCCGUGACCAAGAAGGCCAAGAUGUGUUGCUUUUUAUUGAUAAUAUCUUCAGAUUCACCCAGGCUGGUUCUGAGGUGUCUGCUCUGUUGGGUCGUAUUCCUUCUGCUGUGGGAUAUCAACCAACUUUAGCCACUGACAUGGGUACUAUGCAGGAACGUAUUACCACCACCAAAAAGGGUUCUAUCACUUCUGUACAGGCCAUCUAUGUACCCGCUGAUGACUUAACUGAUCCUGCUCCUGCUACAACCUUUGCCCACUUGGAUGCCACUACUGUGUUAUCCCGUGCUAUUGCUGAGCUCGGUAUUUACCCAGCUGUAGAUCCACUGGAUUCUACUUCUCGUAUUAUGGAUCCUAACAUUAUUGGAGCCGAGCACUACAAUGUUGCACGUGGUGUCCAGAAGAUUUUGCAAGACUAUAAAUCGCUGCAGGAUAUUAUUGCUAUUUUGGGUAUGGAUGAGUUGUCUGAAGAAGACAAACUAACUGUGGCCCGUGCACGCAAAAUUCAGAGGUUCUUGUCCCAGCCUUUCCAAGUAGCUGAAGUAUUCACAGGGCAUGCUGGAAAAUUGGUACCACUCGAAGAGACCAUUAAGGGCUUUUCUAAGAUUCUACAGGGCGAGUAUGACCAUUUACCUGAGGUUGCAUUCUACAUGGUUGGACCUAUUGAAGAAGUUAUUGCAAAGGCUGAAACUCUCGCCAAGAAUGCUUAA